GAUUCUCUUGAUUGUUGUUCAAUAUUUUCUUUGUUUCAAUUAAUUGUGAGUCUAUUUUUUAUUUAUAUAGAAUUUGGAAUUUGAAAUUUAACUUGAACCUGACCUGGAAUAGUUCGAACACUGAAUCCUUGGUGUUUAAAGUGAAAAGAAUUUCUGUUUAGUGGAUUACUUUCGGUGUCAUCUUAUUGGUUUGGUGAAUUCAAUUAAUAUCCAUCAUGAGUGAUCAGGUUAAACCAUUUAAACUGCGAAAGGUUCUUCAAACUAAUCAGCUUGAUGUACGUUCGGUUGCUAAAUAUUGUGAUGGAUUUGUUUGUGGCUCUCGAGAUAGAAUAUCUAAAUUAUUUGUCUCCGAAAAAACUGGAAAUGGUUUCACUGAAGCUCAAAAUUUCACUGGACCUCAACACUAUGUUUCUAGUGUUACAGUAAUGACAAUUAACAAUGAACAUAUUAUCUAUGUCGGAAGUAAUGAUGCAUGUAUUUAUGCUUAUGACCUUAAAAGUGCUCAACCAAAUUCAAUUCUUAUUGGACAUUCAGGCACAGUUUGCUCUCUUUAUGGUGACUCUGAGAAUCAAUUGUUAAUGAGUGGAUCUUGGGAUCAAGAAGCUCACAUAUGGCGAGCCAAUGUUUCAGAAAAAAAGUUGAAAGGUCACUCAGGAUCUGUUUGGGCUGUUUGCUCUUUAGGUCAAGUUUUCCUAACUGGUUCAGCUGAUAAACUGAUCAAAAGAUGGGACAAGGAGGGUAAAGAUAUAAAAACUUACGAAGGACAUACAGACUGUGUCAGAGGUUUGGUCAUCUUGAAUAGUGAAAACUUUUUGUCAUGUAGUAACGAUGGGACCAUUAGGCAAUGGAACAUUGGUUCUGGAGAAACAGUUCAAAUAUUCAAUGGUCACGAUAAUUAUAUCUAUGAUAUAAGUAUACUCAAGAAUGAAGCAUCUUCUUUUCAAUUUGUUACAUGUUCUGAAGACAGAACCAUCAGAAUUUGGUUAGCUAACGGUGAAACCGUUCAAACCAUUCGAUUACCCGCUCCCACUGCUUGGUCAGUUGCCGCUAUCGAUGAGUCAAAUGUAGCCGUUGGCUGUUCUGAUGGACGAGUUUACACAUUUACUCGAGACGAUUCUCGAGUUGCUUCUGAGGAUGAGAUCAAAAUAUUUGAUGAUGAAGUCUCUAAAUCUACCUUACCAAUCAAAGAGCUUGGAGAUAUCAAAGCUGAUCAACUUCCAGGGCCCGAGGCUCUUCAUCAACCCGGUAAAAGAGAAGGGGCAACCAAAUUGAUCCGCGAAGGUGAUAAUAUUUGUGCUUACCAAUGGAGUAACAUUAAAAUGGAAUGGACCAAAGUGGGUGAUGUUGUUGGAGAAGCAAAUAGUGAUAAAGAUCCUUCAGCAAAAACAGAAUUCGAGGGAAAAGAGUAUGAUUUCGUUUUCAAUAUUGACAUCAAAGACGAUGAACCAGCACUCAAGUUACCAUUUAAUCUAGGCGAUGAUGCCUGGAUGACAGCUCAACAAUUUAUCUGGAAACACAAUCUGAGCCAAUUGUAUCUUGAUCAGAUUGCCAAUUUUAUAAUUAAAAACACCCAAGGAUCAACUCCAGCACCAAGACAACAAGAAACAUCAAAUGAAUAUGUUGAUCCAUGGACUGGUGGCUCUCGAUAUGUUCCCCCUUAAUUAUCGUCUACAUUUCAUCCUAACUCACACAAAUUGAUUCAUAUUAAUGUCAAUUAAACACUUUAAUGAGUUUCCCUAAUCAUACACAAAAAAAAACACUAAAUGUUCAACCAUUUUUUUAAAUCCAUAUUAUGUAUCCAUAAAACAGGAAAAUAAAUCAAUAAAUAGAAAGGAUUAAUAUGAA
Messenger RNA from Panonychus citri (citrus red mite), 1845 nucleotides. RefSeq names its product phospholipase A-2-activating protein-like (gene Plap). NCBI's taxonomy places the organism in Eukaryota, Metazoa, Arthropoda, Arachnida, Trombidiformes, Tetranychidae. The transcript is spliced from 4 exons. The record is from RefSeq and is a predicted model, not a curated record. Gene Ontology annotation, molecular function: ubiquitin binding. The coding region runs from base 216 to 1661 and encodes 481 amino acids. Gene Ontology annotation, biological process: ubiquitin recycling; proteasome-mediated ubiquitin-dependent protein catabolic process. Gene Ontology annotation, cellular component: cytoplasm; nucleus.